AGCGGUGGUACCGGAGAAUGAGAGAGAUACUAAAGAACCAUCAUCGAAGCACACWUUGGACCUGCAAGUCCUUUAGUUUUUAUUUCAAUUUUCUUGUUUCUCCAGGUGUGUUAUAGUAUCAGUUAAGAUGGCCACGUCCGCCAGCGCCAGCUUGAGUAAAACCAUCAAGCAUCAGUACAUGGAACUCCCCCAGGGGGAUAAAGUCCAGGCCAUGUACAUUUGGGUUGAUGGAACAGGAGAGGGGCUCCGGUGCAAAACAAGAACUCUUGAUUUUGAGCCCAAAAGUAUUGAAGAUCUCCCUGAGUGGAACUUUGAUGGCUCCAGUACCUACCAGGCAGAAGGUUCCAACAGCGACAUGUAUCUGAUUCCUGCUGCCAUGUUUCGCGAUCCGUUCCGCAAAGAUCCCAACAAGCUGGUCCUGUGUGAAGUCCAGAAGUACAACCGCAAACCUGCUGAAACCAACCUUCGCAUCACAUGUAAGAAGGUGAUGGAGAUGGUGGGAGACCAGCAUCCCUGGUUUGGCAUGGAGCAGGAGUACACCAUACUGGGCACAGAUGGACAUCCCUUUGGCUGGCCGUCCAAUGGCUUUCCUGGACCACAAGGUCCAUAUUACUGUGGAGUUGGAGCUGACAAAGCCUAUGGCAGGGAUAUUGUAGAGGCUCAUUACAGAGCAUGUUUGUAUGCCGGAGUCAACAUCUGUGGAACAAAUGCAGAAGUGAUGCCUGCCCAGUGGGAGUUUCAGGUUGGACCAUGUGAGGGGAUUGACAUGGGCGAUCAUCUGUGGGUGGCGCGCUUCAUCUUGCACCGUGUCUGCGAAGACUUUGGUGUUGUGGCAUCGUUCGACCCCAAGCCCAUCCCAGGAAACUGGAACGGCGCAGGCUGCCAUACAAACUUCAGCACAAAAGAAAUGAGGGAAGACGGUGGACUAAAAGCUAUUGAAGAGUCCAUUGAGAAGCUCGGAAAGCGUCAUGAGUACCACAUACGUGCCUACGAUCCUAAAGGGGGUCUCGACAACGCCCGCCGCCUCACUGGCCACCACGAAACGUCAAACAUUCAUGAAUUCUCCGCAGGCGUAGCCAACCGUGGCGCCAGCAUUCGCAUUCCCCGCAGCGUCGGMCAGGAGAAGAGGGGCUACUUUGAAGACCGACGCCCGUCAGCCAACUGUGAUCCAUACGGCGUGACCGAGGCUCUGAUCCGCACUUGUCUGCUGAGUGAAGAGGGCGAGGAACCGACGGAUUACUAAAACCCGCAACUCCGACUGACUUUUACCGCCCUCCCAAAUUUCUUUAAAAUAUACUAGUACUGUAUUUUUUUUUUUUUCUCCCACUAAGAUGAUUUUUAACUUACAAUGCUAAUGGUUUAAAGUUGGCUGGUCAACUUGAAACAAGGUAAUGAGAUACUUGGUAGUUGUGAGCUGGUGAUGUCGGGGUACACCUCUCCUUGUGUCAUUAAACAGGGAUUGGCUUUUGUAACGCUGUUCUUAGCCCAUGCCAUAUCAUUCCCUCUUUGUCUGUCUGAGACUAAAACAAACUAAAGCACAAGGACAUUGCAGAGUAGGGCAGCUAAGGCUGGACAACUUGUGUAAAAUUAAUAAAUGUGACUAGUUCUUGUGCUGUUAAUGUGUUGACCUGACUAUCCAGUCCUCAAUGUUACUAAUGUUCUCAUUCUAUGAAGUGUCUGGUUUUUAAAAAAACAAAAAUGUUUGUCCUCAAAUUCUGGCACAUUUUGGUCAACUUGUAUGGUACACUUGUAGAUGUCCCAGACAUGAGUUGUUAUAAAGUGGUGGCCCUUUCCAUAAUGCCAUUUGUAAAGUUUCCUCAAGGAGUUUUAUCCUUUUAACUGCGAUAUAUUGUAAUGCACCCGUUUUGGUAAAACAUCAAGUUUACUGAACCUGGUGAUUUUUAUUGAUGCAUUUAAAACAUUUAUUUUUAUCACAAAUAYGUGUGUUUGAGUCUUGUAUUAAAUUGUCUUAUUUGGGAUUUGCUCAUGCAGAUGGCAAGACUUAAUGAUGCAUUGCAUAAAUAYUUUAAGUGAGGCAAGAUUCACUUUUUUUUUUUUGUUUAAAUGAGGAUUUAGAAAAUUUUUUUUUUUUAGCAAAGCUGACAGUGAAGCAUCCAUUCUGUUGGACAUGACGGACAAAAAGGAAAACUGGUCUCAAGUAGCCAUCUAGAGAGAUGCAGGCUGGUCUGCAGAUUGCAGAGUAUCUGCUCUAAUUUGCUGAAACACUUCAAACAUCCCAUGCUGAAGGAUCAUAAGAAACUAAACAGAACAGCAAAAUGAAAUGCACCCAAUGGUAACAAGUCCAGUUUAGCAGGUUGUACCUUCUCAUAUGCCAAAAACGUUCUGUGGUCUCAGCUUGGCAUAUAUCUAACCAACCGUUCCAACGCCAGCUUUGUUCUCAAGGUUGUUUUUCUUCUGUCUCCUGUGGGCGGAAACUGGAUAGUGAGGCACUCAUAGUUAWUAGGCUCUUUCAAUGCAAUGGCCUGAGGACAAUAUCCCCGUCGGUUCUGUCAAAACUCCUUUWCACUCAUUGUUAGGGGUGACGUCUCUGACUUUGCCUGUGACCUGGUUUUAACUUUCAGUAUUACAGAUAUCUGUAUUUCUAGCACGGGAUUUCUUCAGGAAUUACAAAGUCUAAGCUAAAUAAGUACCUGAGUACUCUGUGUCCUUGCAUCCGUUAGCUGGUGUUGGACUUUGGUGAGAAUUUWUUUUUUCAUGCUUGCACGAGACAUAAAUAUGCAUUUCUGCUGUGCUCUCCCUUCCAGGGGGAAGGGCCACUGAGUUUGUUUCUGAGACCUUUCACCUAGAUCCCAGCUGCUUCACAACAUAAAGUUGUUAGUGCACUGAUUGGCUCUCUCACUGCAACAAACUAAUCUCAAAAUGAAGGGCUGGUUCCUGUGUGAGGAAUGAGAGCUGGACYGAAAAAAAGACUGAAAAAAGCUGUUCUCUAGCUUUUUUGUUGUUGUUGCUGCUGUUCUUUAAAUCAUAAACCUUGUUCUACCCUUCA
Messenger RNA from Poecilia reticulata (guppy), 3007 nucleotides. RefSeq names its product glutamate-ammonia ligase (glutamine synthase) a (gene glula). The record is from RefSeq and is a predicted model, not a curated record. Gene Ontology annotation, cellular component: cytoplasm. Gene Ontology annotation, molecular function: glutamine synthetase activity. Lineage: Eukaryota; Metazoa; Chordata; Actinopteri; Cyprinodontiformes; Poeciliidae.